Messenger RNA from Haemonchus placei, 330 nucleotides. The record is from the annotation of a GenBank genome assembly. NCBI's taxonomy places the organism in Eukaryota, Metazoa, Nematoda, Chromadorea, Rhabditida, Trichostrongylidae.
AUGGACGAAUCAUCUAUGACAUUAACACCAUGCGCGGAAUUCGCCUUGGUUAUACCACAGUCGAUCCCUCUGUUAUUCUUUUCCGUCAUAAAUUUCCAGCUGAUACCGGGAGGAUUCCACCCUUUCGAUAGCGAAGCGAUCUCCAGCAUCUUUACUUUGAAGAUUAUCGUUUGUGCUCUCACUGUGAUAUCAAUGAGCAUUUCGUCUGCUAUGUCGCUGUUCCCGAAAUUCUCUUUGAAACCAAUUUUCAUUCUCGAAUACAGCAUUUUGGCAAUGGUCUGGGUAAUGUUCACGGCUGUUCUGGUUUUUUCGAAGAUGAAUAGAAGGUGA